Messenger RNA from Rubroshorea leprosula, 897 nucleotides. Lineage: Eukaryota; Viridiplantae; Streptophyta; Magnoliopsida; Malvales; Dipterocarpaceae. The record is from the annotation of a GenBank genome assembly.
CAUUCGCCAAAGCAUCUUCAGUCUCCCCUACAUUACUUUUUCUUCUUCUGAUAUUGAAAAUUUCCACAAUCUUACCACCAUGCCUUAUCCAAUCAUGCUCUUUAAGAAACCUUUGAAGCCCACUGAUAUCACCAAAAGGCUGGCUAUCCCAACAAAGUGUCUCGAUUUCCUUCCACACUUCAAUGGAGGCCACGCUGUAAAAUCGAACGUUUUGUAUCAGGGAAGGGUUUGGCCGAUGGUAUGCAGCACUAGGAAACAGGGGCACAAAAAACCUGUUCUCUCUAAUGGUUGGAUUACCUUUGUUCGCGAGAACCACUUGAAUGUUGGUGAUGUAGUGGCCCUCUACAAGGAGGUAGAUGAAACAGGAUUGCAAUAUCGGAUGGAGGUGUACAGGGCAACCAGGGUGCCUCCACCUAAUGGAAAUUUGGGGGUCGCAACGCCUUACAAGACUAAAAAGAAAACGGGAUUCAAGAUGUUCGGUAAAGCAUUAUUCAAUAGUUCUAAGAAGAUAAAUUUAGGAUUGGUCAACGGUCCAGAGGAAAUUGUUCUGAAUUUAGAUUUGACUCUAGCACCACCAAGGAAUAUACCAAGCCAGAAAACACAGUAGAGAAUCAAAGGCAAUCAAUAUACUUUCUACUUUCUUUGUUUUUUCUUUUUCUUUUUCUUUUUUUUUUUUUAGGAAUUUUGGAGAAAGAAGAUCAAUUUUAUAAAGAUUAGAAUCAAAGUCUUGAUAUUGGUAAAACUAUAUUUUAUGUAACAUAGCUCUGCAGAUGUUUUCUACUUUUUAUCUUGUUUUGUUUUUAAGAUGAGUUUCUAAAAGAGCUAGAAAGAGGCAGUCUAUCACAUUUACUUCUUUGGUAAGACUUUCUAGAAGAGUAAGAAACAAUCACAUAUUUA